CAGCAAACGGACGACAGUUGGUGAAGACCUUUCGUAAUGUGUUAAAAUAUUCGUAGCUUUGGGCGCGGUUAUUGUCUGCAGAGAAUGCCUUCUCCACCUCCUGUGUCUCCGAAAUCUACCGGAGUUGUCUGUCAUUCUUCAGGCUUCUGAUUAUCCGGUGUUUGAGGGGCCUGCGUGAACCACCUAAUUCAAUUGUUGCUGGAGUUCACUCAAAGUGCUGGGGAUAGAGACCAUGGAUCACAAGUGGUGUGUUAUUCUGCUGCUUUGUGCACUUCUACAUUUGUCAACCAUGAGUCAGUUUGCAGAGUUAGAAGAAUAUGACCUCAAAAUGCCCGGCGUCCAAACUGAACAGGAAGAUGGUUAUGUCACAUUCUGGUACCCUGUCAUGAGCCCAGACCGAACGUUUUACGUAACAGACAUUAUUCCGAAACCUAAUCACUCAACUGCUCAUCACAUGAUACUGAUGGGAUGCACUGAGUCUGUUCGGCCUGGACCGGCAAGAAAACGAGCUGAACACAGUGGCGCUUGUUCAAUAUUGUAUGCUUGGGCACACAACGCGCCACCUUUACAUCUACCGGUUGGUGUUGGAAUUGCUGUGGGACCAUCGACCGCAAUCGGAUCUUUUAAGCUAGAACUCCAUUAUCUGCCGAAAGUUGACUAUCCAGACUACUCUGGUCUGACGCUUCGAUAUACAGUACAAAAUCAGCCGCGAGUGGUUGGCGUGUUUUUGAUGUUAAGUAACUGGGCUCUCAUCGAACCAGGACGGAAGAAUGUUACCGUGGAUAUCUCUUGUCGGGUCCCUGACGGCGUAUCCAUCACAUUAAUGGCGAUGCGUACUCACGCGCAUGACCUGAGUCGAGCUGUUGCUGGCUACCUACUCCCUCGGGGUCAACCACCAGCACAACUGCUUGGAAUGGGCAAUCCACAAUGGCCUCAGGCAUUCUAUUCACUGAAAAGUCUCAACGCCAACUUCAAUUCGAUUGAUAUAUCUUCCGGGGACAUCCUUCUAGCACGAUGUGUUUACGACAGUACCAGUCGCACCAGAGUGACACAAAUGGGUCAUACACACAGUGAUGAAAUGUGCAACCUAUACCUGCUAUAUCACACCAAUCUGCUUCCACCGGAGGAAGGUUUUUGUAUGGUGAAUGAAUUUAACGAACUGGCACAAAAGGUGAUGGACGAAAAUCCAGACAUGCCAUCAUCAACACCACCAAAGAUUGUGCGUGGCUCUGUUUCAGAUUUACUUGGGAGUUCCAGUGGUACAACUGCUCCGAAUAUAAGCCUUCCCCAAAUGCUGCGAUUGGACGGUCUACAAAUCGGUCAAUUAUCUGCAGUCGCAACCGCAAACGUUGAAGAUGGUCACGAGUUGCUCCUACUACAUCGAUGUGAAAAUAGGUGGAACAGUCAGUCUUUUGAUGACCGAUACCGGUACCGCCACAAAAAUGCCUACGUGACCAGUGAUCCAGUCGUGCAUCUGGAUCCAAUUACCAUGCAUGUAAAACACACCUGGGGUGCUAAUCACUUCGUUUUACCCCAUGGGAUUCGAGUAAUUCAUAAUACAGAAUCCGGAGCGCCAGAGGCUGUAUUUAUCACCGACGUGGCACUUCACCAAGUUUUUAAGUUCAACUGGGGUCAGUGGGACCAACCGGCAAUAGUUUGGGGAACAGCUUUUGAGCCUGGUUCUUCGCCCAGGCACUUUUGUCAGCCCGCCGAUGUAGAUGUCUCCAGUUUGGGUGAAAUCUUCAUUGCAGACGGGUAUUGCAAUUCGCGUAUUGUAAAGUUUGCUGCCAACGGCACUUACCUUUCUGAUUGGUCUACUUUGGAACACAAAACACCCGGUCGUUCUUCAACGGUUCGUACACUACCACCACGGUACCGCCUUCAACUUCAUGAAGAAACUCAAGACGUGGAGAGUGACGAUGUCAGCGUGAUUGUACACAGUUUGACCAUGAUUCCACCGGAAGCGAACGCACUGGAACAAGUGUGUGCAGCAAACAGAGAGCGGGCAGAAAUUGUUUGUUUCACAACAGAUGGAGACGAAGUAGCGCGGUAUGGGGGUUCCGGUCUGCUGCCGAAGAUUUAUGCAAUUUCUUAUUCCCAAAGGCACAGAGUCCUCUUUGCAGCAAUAAAUGCUGACGGCAAUAUGGAACAACCCUACAAAUCCCACGGGGUUCUCCUGGAUCCAAUACGCCCACACAGCCUUGAGCAGCUCCACACUCACCCGGAAAUGCUGACUGGCUUGAAGGAAUCCAGUGCGAUUAUGGGUUUCUUCUCCAUGCCUCGGAUAGCACAACCGCAUGCAAUGACAAUCACAACCAGUGGACGACACUUAUAUGCAGUUGACUUGGCCUCAUCGAUUGCAUUCCGUUUUGAGAUUGUCACGAAUGGAGAUAUCGCGCAAGAUUCAACCCUGGCUCGGUUCUUCCGAAAUACCGUCUCAACAGCUGGAUAUUGGGUAUCUCAUCAGAUGUCUGGUGCACAGUUGGCCGGAUUGAUUAUGCUGUUUGUCCUGCUGGUGUUCAUUGCACUAGUUGUUUGCAUACAUAUGUGCUGGUGUGGACGUCACUCUCCUGAACCGGCUAUUCUGCGAAACAGAUUCUCGCGGUGGACUGGUCGUCCAAAGAAGGCCCAGCGAGUCGGGUUUCGUCUGCUCAACCAAGAUGGGGAUCCAUCUUUUCCGGAGUCAGAUGAUGAAGAUGACCAAGAAGAUGUUAUUCUUCAGACCACAAGACACAAUGGAUUCGUAACGUUGCAGGUUGAUGCGGAACGAGGAAAGAUUACCGACAGGAAAUCUCUUAGUCAACUUGCUAGGGAUUACGAGAACAGUACGCAGUCGAACAUGCAUUCCAAAUCACACCAUGACAAGCUAAAUGGGGAUUUAACGAAAUACGUUGCUUAGAUCUGUCGCCUCAUUAUCAUGUUGCGCAUCACCCAUGGCAGAUAAUUUUUCCUGACCGAAUUCUUCGCUUUUAACACUUUUUAAAGUCUCAACUGCCGGGUAUCACAGUCCCAACAAGUUCGCCACAUUUCACAAAAAUGUUGACCUUGCUACAUCGACCUCAGUCGUCUUGUGAUAUCAUACUUACAGUGCAUUCCAAUAAACAUGAUGUGAUCUGGUUCUUACCGCGAACAAUUUCAAUUUUUUUCUCAUCACGUGCUUCUGUCCCUCAUUGUGUUGUCCCAUUCUCACCGAUUCACAACGCGCACAUUUGUACUGGUUUACUUGUCGCGUUCUGUCCGGUACUUAUUUACCUUGUCUGAUAGAUUUGCUAUUCCUAAUAUUUUGUGGGAG
Molecule: messenger RNA, 3292 nt
Organism: Opisthorchis viverrini
Lineage: Eukaryota; Metazoa; Platyhelminthes; Trematoda; Opisthorchiida; Opisthorchiidae
Exons: 9
Coding region: 233-2899 (888 amino acids)
Biological process (GO): peptide metabolic process
Cellular component (GO): membrane; extracellular region
Molecular function (GO): peptidylglycine monooxygenase activity; protein binding; copper ion binding
Source: RefSeq, a predicted model, not a curated record